GAAAGGAACAAAAGAUGUGCGGCUAACCUUGAGUGACGCUACUGGAAGUUGGCCGAUCCCUCCAACCAAAGCGGGAUCGGCGAAUAUCGGCUAGCCCAGGGCCGAGACGGGUCAGCUUUGUCUAGAAUGAUGCACCAUCAGGUCAUCUGUCCGUGUGGAGGAGGUUCCGUAAGGGAUCUCCAUACGGGUCGUGUACCUUCUGCAAUCCUGACGCUCUUUAGUCGAAGGAUCAAUCAAUAUACGAUGGACCGUAUGGCCGGCGAUACGACCUCUCACGCACUGGCAGGACAUCAAAAGCUGCUUGGGACCAUGAAAUGGAGUUGCCAAUCCCUUCCAGUACAGAUGAAUAUGUCUUGUCCGGAGCACGAUUGGUAAAUACGCUGGAUGGACAUAUCACAAACCAUGCCUCCAUUCACAUCAAAGAUGGCUACAUCACUUCAAUCGUCGAAGGAGACAAUCACACGGAACCUGGGCUACCUGUGAUCGAUUUGAAAGGAAAGUAUGUCCUUCCUGGGCUGAUAGAUUGCCAUGUACAUUUGGCAGCCGUGCCUGGGAGACAUGGGAUUGCCGAGUCCCUCAUGCUGAGUCCAAGCACGUCCCUCCUCCACCAACCUCUUCUCUGCCAGGCCAUGCUCGAUCGAGGGUUCACAAGCGUCCGAGACUGUGCAGGAGCAACGGCAGACCUCAAGCAAGCCAUUGAAGAAGGUGUGCAUGCCGGACCGAGAUUGUUCAUUGCCGGCAAAGCGCUCUCCCAAACUGGCGGUCAUGGCGAUUUUCGAAAGCGCCAUGAAGAGAUGUCAGGAUUCUGUGGCUGCGGCUCGGGAAGCAAUUCCAUGAUAAGAAUCGUCGAUGGGGUCCCGGAUUGUCUCAAAUAUGCGCGUGAAGAGCUGAGACGGGGAGCCGACUUCAUCAAGAUCAUGUCGGGCGGCGGAGUCAUCAGCCCAAGCGACCGUAUCGACCAGGUGCAAUUUUCGGACGAGGAAAUAAAGGCCAUUGUCACCGUGGCCACGAAUGCGCGGACGUACGUCACUUCACACGCCUACACGCCAGAAGCCAUUCAACAGGCCAUCUCGCAGGGUGUCCGGUCAAUUGAACACGGCAAUCUGCUCGAUGACGAAACAGCCCAGCUGAUGGUACGGAGCGGUGUGUUUCUUACGCCAACGCUGUCAGCAUACGACACUUUGGCCCGUCCCAAGUACUCAAAGCUGCUACCUCAAUAUGCCGUGGACAAGAAUCAAGAGGUGCUCGACAAAGGGUUUCAGGCUAUCAAGAUUGCUUCCGAUGCUGGUGUCACGCUGUGCUUCGGCUCUGACCUUCUGGGUCCGAUGCAUGAGGCGCAGACGUUGGAAUUCGUUUUGCGCAGUCGUGUACAGAAACCGUUGCCGAUACUGCAGAGCGCCACGGUGAACGCGGCGAGGCUCAUACAGCAAGAGAAAUCUCUCGGCCACAUUGCUGUUGGCUUCCUUGCAGACAUGCUUAUCCUCAACUCGAAUCCUCUGGAGGAUAUCACUAUCUUGGCUGAACCGGAUCACCACUUGCUCGCUACCAUCCAAGGCGGCCGUGUAGUAUCAUCGCGUUGGUCUCGACUGCAGGUCAAACAGCAUAGGCUGACCCAGAUAGAGUAGCUGUAGUUAUUUCAUAUCCCUAAUUUACCAGGUGAAUGUGGUCAAGGCUCCUGCUACUUUGCUACGAGCACCCGUUGAGCCGGUUUUUUCCCAAGAAUAAGCGGUACUGUGUGACAGACGGACAUCAUCUUCAGAAAGAGGUUUCCAGUCGUUGUCUCUUUGGAGUCCUUUGUAUACAAGGUUCUGGUAGCGUUCUUGAUGCUCUGACUACGCUUAGCCGCAUCAGAUACCCAAUCGAGUUGAUGCUUAGGUGCUUGCUGUCUUCAAAAUGGUAGGACACU
This is a messenger RNA of Exophiala viscosa, 1906 nucleotides long. RefSeq names its product amidohydrolase-like protein. The transcript has a single exon. NCBI's taxonomy places the organism in Eukaryota, Fungi, Ascomycota, Eurotiomycetes, Chaetothyriales, Herpotrichiellaceae. Gene Ontology annotation, molecular function: hydrolase activity, acting on carbon-nitrogen (but not peptide) bonds. The coding region runs from base 315 to 1625 and encodes 436 amino acids. The record is from RefSeq and is a predicted model, not a curated record.